Patella vulgata (common limpet) is the source of this 1555-nucleotide messenger RNA. RefSeq lists its product as uncharacterized. NCBI's taxonomy places the organism in Eukaryota, Metazoa, Mollusca, Gastropoda, Patellidae. The coding region runs from base 105 to 1160 and encodes 351 amino acids. The transcript has 6 exons. Gene Ontology annotation, molecular function: chitin binding. The record is from RefSeq and is a predicted model, not a curated record. Gene Ontology annotation, cellular component: extracellular region.
AUAUCAUAUACAGUCAUGGAUGGUAACAGACCAACUUAAGUGGAUUAGUUUCUAUUUUGGAAAUAGUUUAUAAGAAAAUAUUUGUAUGAACAGAAGAUACGGUGAUGUUACGAUAUGACGACAUAGAUGGCGUAUUUACAAAUAGCUGUAUUCCCUUUGAUUUACCCUGUGCUCUAGGCACAUAUUAUAUUAACCCAUGUGACUGUACGUCAUAUUACCAAUGUCAUCAGAGCUACCGUCCGCCAUUAUUACGUCAUUGUGGACCUGGUACAGCAUGGGAUGACACCAUCAUUAACUGUAAUGAUAAAAAUUUAAUCCAUCAAGCAAACAUAUGUUCCCUUGAUAAACCAUGGCAACGGUGUUCUAGAAUUUUUAAGGAACUAACUGAUGACGACAUCGAUAACUUACGUCAUCAUUGUUUGAGUGAGAAUUCGACACCUAGCGGAUUAACUGGAAGCGGAGAUAAUACGGGUGCUAUAGUUGGUGGAGUUGUUGGCAGUAUUAUAAUUAUUUUAUUAGUGAUACUCUUGCUGUAUUAUCUCAGAUCAAAAGGGUUCUUUAUGAUGGGACUUCCAAAAGGAUUAAGACGACCAUCACAUCCAGAUUUUAAAACAUCAGUCAAUAAUCCUGGUUAUAGUGUUACAGAUGAAGAGUAUGCUACUAUUGAUGAUAUUAUGGAUGAUCCCAGUUACAAUUCCUCUGACGAACGGAGGUCAAACAUCAAACCACCCGUUCCUAAGCGACCACUAAAGACGUUAUCAAUCCCAGAUAUAAUAACAUCGAGCGAAACUUCCACAUCCGAUCAAAAUGAUCACAACAAACAAAACGGAUUGAAACAGUCCUACUAUUCGCCGUUUAUUGAACGACAGGAUCUGAAACACGUCCCGUCCGGUUAUUCCACGCCAUAUCUACUGGAAGGAUCUGUGGCAGCGACUGUGCCGACCCCGGAAACAACCGAGAGAGAACCAAUUGGAAAAAGCCCGGUUGACCCAAGUGAACGCCCGAGACUACCCGAACCCGUAAAUUUGAAAUCGAAGAAGCCGUCUGUAGCAAAUGAAAUGUCGAUCCCUGAUUAUGUGGAUUUUGGUGAAAUGGACGGAGACUAUAACCUGCCAACCACGCCGGCUAGAUUUUAUAUAGGACGAAUUGAAAACAAAUAAAUAUUUUAGAGAAGAGGGAGUAGAAAGGCAGUGGAUGGACAUACAGUUGAAGGGAGGUCACUCUGGCACCACUGACAAUAAGAAAUCACCCCGGAAAAUCCUGAGGAAUUAUUUCCGUCAACACCUUUUAAUCUUGGAAACAUGAGAGAGAGAGAGAGAGAGAGAGAGAGAGAGCAAUACUGCACGCAGCGACCCAUCUACGUCAUACUUCCCAGAAUGUGACACUGCACUGAUUAUCCGCCAUUUAAAACGCUCAUGUGAUCAUUUUGGGGCGGGACUUAUCGACUCGAGACCGCUUUGUUUAGACAACAGAGUAAAAAUAACCCACGCACGUGUGUUUUAUGUAAACACGGCAUGUCGCGGACACUCGCGUAAAAGCGAUAUAUACUAUGUGC